This is a messenger RNA of Aphanomyces astaci, 1236 nucleotides long. RefSeq lists its product as hypothetical. Bases 45 to 1154 code for a protein of 369 amino acids. NCBI's taxonomy places the organism in Eukaryota, Oomycota, Saprolegniomycetes, Saprolegniales, Verrucalvaceae. The record is from RefSeq and is a predicted model, not a curated record. The transcript is spliced from 2 exons.
CGUGUCUUUGCCCAACCAAAGGCACCAACACCUGCCAACCUGUCAUGACCAGCAGCAGCACGUUUGCACCCAAGUUCCUACCUCCACCAGACGCUGCCCCGACCGACGAGACUGACGAGCAGUACCUCGCCGCCCAAAAGUAUGCGCUACUGUUGAUCCAGGACGGCCAAAUCGUCGAAGCCGACCGGUUCCUUCGAGCCAGAGGGUACACGCAUCGGCUGGCGUCGUCCGUCCUACAGUACCCCUUUGCAGGUGCCGUUGUCCCUCCACCACUCAUGUCGGACACUGGUCCUGCGGUGGACCCUCGGCCCUUCGUGUGUGCCGCCGACAACGCGUUGCCGUCAGCCAUGCUCGCGUUCAUGCAGCAUGCGUUGUCGUCGUCAGACUCGCCGUUCUGGCGCGCGCACGAGUACUCUGUGGACCCACCGUCGCCGUACUUUAGCUACGUCCACGACCUAUCGCAGCCCCGCGUGUCGGGUCUCGACGACGUCGUGCAUUAUCUCAAGCACCUGGCGAUCCAGCGGUUUCCGGGGGUGUCGCGCGCCAAGUUCGCCGAGUGGUGGACGCACUGCCGGCCCCAUGAUUCCGGCCAUCAGUUCCACUUUGACAGCGCAGACGAAGGCCGCGGCGGCGUGCGCAACCCGAUCGUGUCCACUGUCACAUUCCUGGAAGCGCCGUGCGGGGGUCCCACGGUGGUCACUGACCAGCGCUUUGGGUUUCCAAAACUCGGGCGAAACGGGUGGCUCGUGCACCCCCACGAAAACAGGUUCGUCGUAUUUAACGGCAAAGUGCUGCAUGGGGUCGUGCCAGGACGAAAAGGGGGCGACGACGCGGACGUAGGACGGUUGACACCCCCACGACGGGUGACGUUUAUGGUGGCCUUUUGGGAUUUUGACGUGCGCCAGUCGCCGCCCCUGGCCGGCGAACGCCCGGGAAGCGCGAUGCCCCUAACAUGGGGGGAUGACGAUACCAUGCCCGAGUGGCAACAGAGGUUUCGACCGCGGUGUUCCGUGGCAGGGGGAGGUGACGACGACGACGACGGGGCAGUCAAGGAUGUGACCCCCCUAACGCUCCCACGAAUCUGGGAACGCACGGACGGCCUAGCGUUGGACAACAAGAUGCCCGCGUACGACGGCUGCUUUCAGGGGUUUUAAGCACCGGAAUAGAUAUAUGUACAAGGAGCUGGUCCUACGAUUUUCAUAUCCAAUGAGAUCUCAAGAAAAUCACAAAUUGCCA